GUCAGAACAGAAGUAGAGAAGCAGUAACACUUUCUGUAGCUUGAGUUUCCACUUUCUUUUGUGCCAUUUCAUUUCUUAUUGAACCACAUUAAGACACACCAAAGACACCUCUCUGAGGAACAAUAAAAUGGGUGACACAACUAACAAAGACAAGGCUCCUGAAGGCCCAUCAUUUACUGUGCACGGGAUGAGUAAAGCACAGAAGCGCUCUCCCGAGGUGUCCAGCUCAGGCGAUUCAGACGACGAGGGAUGGACUUACAGUUCUCCCAUGAAAAAACUGAGGACCUCACCGUCCUCCCCCACAGAUUCUCUGAACAGAAACAUGUUCAUGCCUUCAACUGGAAACUCAGAAUCCAAGUCAGCUGCACUAUUUUACAGGCAGUCAGCUGUGUCCCACCUCACAGACAAGACAGGUCAAAUGCAAAGAACAUGUGUUCUGCGUCCUGCGACCCUUCAAGCUCCUGUGGCAAAUUGGUAUACGAAGGACAGAUGUGAGGGCAAAGAUGAGACGCAACUCUCGGGCAGGUCAACGAGAGAGAGUUUGAGACAUCCAUCAGAAUCAGACAGAAACUUGACUGAAGAAGUUGAGGCUGAGGCGCGAGUGAGAGAAGACAACGUUCCUAAACAUUUUGUGUUUGGCCAGAACACCGAAGAGAGAGGAAAGGCUGAAAACUACAGACAAGAAAACGCAGUUGGUCAAACUUCACAAUCCCAAUCAGAGUGCUCCAACUACUUUUUGCAGUACAUCUGUGGCCAGGAUUCAGGAAAAGUCACUUCAACCGGCGAUGCCAACUUGAUUUUUGGGCAAAACGUGUUGGCUCCGCAAGUAGGGCCUGUUGCUGAGGCUGCAGCUGCCAUCUGCUCAGAAGGGUGGACCACUGUGCCAGUGUCUCUGGAGGAGGCCGCAGCAGCGUACACCAGAGCCGCAGACAAGAAGUGCAUCCUGGAGAAGGUAGACAUCAGAACUGGAGAGGAGUCGGAGCGCAACGUUUUACAGAUCAAGUGCAAGCUGUACAUUUUUGAGAAGACAGCUCAGUCAUGGAAAGAUCGAGGUCAAGGACUACUGAGGCUCAACGACAUGAUUUCUCCAAGCCAAGGCACUCAGUCCCGCCUGGUGAUGAGGACAGACGGGAGUCUGCGGUUGCUUCUCAAUACCAAACUCUGGUCCCAGAUGCAGGUGAAGAAAGCCAGCCAGAAAAGUGUGUGGAUAACAGCCAUGGACACUGAGGACAAUGCAGUGAAGGUGUUCCUGAUAUCAGGCAGCUCCAGGGACAUCGAUCAGCUGGUGGUGGCAUUAGACCACCGGAUUAUGGCUCUUCACAGCAGGGGGGAUCAAACCCCUGUCUCAGCAACAGCAGCUGUCCUUGAAGAAGCUCCUUCCACGUCAUCCUCCGCUAAACACAUUUCAGAGGCGGGAGACAAGCAGUAGUCCGACAGAGAAUGGCUGGUUCCACUUCAGAACUGGUUCAAAAUUGUCCAAUUCUCUGGAAUUGUUAAGAAAUGUUAAUGUCUUACUGCCGUCACUGCACGUCCACGGAGGAGUCUCUGCUGUUGGCUGCAGCUUAUCACAGUUAUGAAGCGUUGAUAAGGCUUUGUUAUGUUUGCAGAGACGAUGAAGCUUCAGGGCGACUGAACCCCUUCGACAUCAUGGUAUAAUGAUGAAAGAGUGUCCCGUGUUGGAUCAGUGACAGUGGACAACACUGAGCUAACAGCUGUGUUGACAGUUAGCAUGGCGCAGAAACUGAUUCGUUUUUAAUAAUGUCACACAAGCCUGAGUUGCGCUGCUACUGUGCUACGAAAUACAACACCGGACGCUUCAAUUUUAACUUUUAAGUUGUCAAAGUUUUGCCCUUAAAAUAAGCAUUUCCUCAUUGAAAAAAACUGUAAAUAAAGAAGACAUAUAAUAGAGGAAAAUAAGAGGUAGAACGCAGAGAUGGAAGAAGAUGCUCUCACUUCAGCACCUGAGGAACUACCAUCUCAGAGAUGUGAGUUGUGACCAUAUUACAUUAGUUUUGUGUGGCCCUCUUUAGAGAAGACAUUACUGCUCAAGAGGAAACAUGUGGAGGCUGGUGUGGCCUUUGCUAGAGGUCAUCUGAAGCUAGAUGCCAGACAAAGGAGCCUCCAAAUGUUUCUUCUUGAGGAGACCUCCUAUGUGCAGGACUUGUUUGAUGGUAGGUGUCCAGGGGUUGUUAAUGACCUCUCGACAGAUUUUCCUGGCAAGUCAGGGGGGCACCUUAUGCUUCCU
Synchiropus splendidus (mandarinfish) is the source of this 2245-nucleotide messenger RNA. RefSeq names its product ran-binding protein 3-like. Gene Ontology annotation, molecular function: GTPase activator activity. Bases 128 to 1429 code for a protein of 433 amino acids. The record is from RefSeq and is a predicted model, not a curated record. Lineage: Eukaryota; Metazoa; Chordata; Actinopteri; Syngnathiformes; Callionymidae. Gene Ontology annotation, biological process: protein export from nucleus. Gene Ontology annotation, cellular component: nuclear pore; cytoplasm. The transcript has a single exon.